This is a messenger RNA of Myxocyprinus asiaticus (Chinese sucker), 4982 nucleotides long. Its product is annotated as OX-2 membrane glycoprotein-like. The record is from RefSeq and is a predicted model, not a curated record. The coding region runs from base 123 to 1256 and encodes 377 amino acids. Gene Ontology annotation, molecular function: cell-cell adhesion mediator activity. The transcript is spliced from 7 exons. NCBI's taxonomy places the organism in Eukaryota, Metazoa, Chordata, Actinopteri, Cypriniformes, Catostomidae.
CACGACUGGCUGGUCCAACUUUCCUGCUUCCAAUUCCACUGGUAUCCCGAAUCACACAUGCCAGAAUAAGUAGCCUAUGAGACGCUGGAUUUGCCAACACUUAUAGCGUUUUAACAAUAUGAAUGAACACAGCCAUGCAUUGCAAGGUCAAGAUGUUUGGAUCUAUGUCAGCGCUAUCUCUACAGGUCUGGGUGACCCUGAUGUUGCUCUGUCAACUGCAAGGUAAGGUAAUUGCACCAUCAAAUCUACAGGUGAUGGUUGGGCUUCCCUUCACACUGGCCUGUAAUAUUACCAUGAAGACAGGGGAGGUUCUAAAACAGGUGCUGUGGGUUGACAUGGCAAAUAAAACUAUACUGUACUAUCAACCUGAUAAACAUGAUCACAUCACCAGUGUGGAUGGAGUUGAGCUCACAGCACGUUCUGCAAGUCAAAAUGCUCACAACAGCGUCAUCACCAUCAGCAGAGCUGGGCCGGCCAACGAGGGCUGCUACCAUUGUUUUUUUGACGUGUAUCCGACCGGGCAGCAGAUAGGAAGGACAUGUCUCUCACUUACGGCAAUGGUGGAGCUGAUGGGCAAUAAAACUGUUGUGAGUGGAAAGCAUGUUACCCUUUCAUGCAAGUAUCUUCUAAAUAAGAGAGUCCUGCAGGUCUUAUGGAAAAAAACAGCUGAACAAGGGGACACCACUACUGUUGCUUCUUACGCCAAGAAUAGUUCACCCAUCAUCGAAAACACUUUCCAGGGUCGAGUAAGUCUAAAUCCAGCCCUUGGCCAAACCCAGCUCUCCAUACAACCGGCUCAGACAGAGGAUGAAGGCUGUUACACCUGCGAGUUCCACACAUAUCCAGAUGGCACUAAGAGCGCAACAGCUUGUCUGUCUGUAUAUGUUUUACCCAAACCUGAGGCUAGUUACACCACCGUAUCACAGGGCAUUGUUGAGGCCAACUGCACAGCGGUGUCUCGUCCAGCAGCAGAGAUCUCAUGGAAUGUGGAGGGUCAUAACCAUACACUGGGGCCUGCCGUGACAACAAUAUACGAGCUAGGGGAUGGCACCACAAUGGUGGUCAGUUCCAUUCAACUUCAGGCUGAACUACUAGACAAUGAACUUGUAAAGUGUGAAGUUCACCAUCAGGGCCUUGGUUCUGCCAUCACUAUCUCUCUGAACAAAUCUAGGAACACCCAUGUCAUUUUCAUUUCAGCAAGCUGCGUGGCACUUGUGCUGCUCAUAUGUCUAUGUAUCUGCCUGAAGAAGUGCUAACUUCACCCGCUCAUAUGGGCGACUGAACAAAGGAUGACAGAAAAUGCUGCUGCUAUGUUCAGAUGUUCACCCUGACCAAACAACGGUGAUCCCUCUAAAUCACAGAAGAAUCGGAGUUAACGUCUUUUAAUAUAACUGAUAUUCAGUACAAUAUAACACUAUAAAAAAAUAUUAACUUUAUAUUAAUGAUCAACUCUAAAUACCAUAUUUAUUCUAGACUGUAUAUUUGAGUGAAGCAUUUUUUUGUUUUGUUUUUGUUUCUUAUCUGAAAUGCACACUCUUAAAAGAGACCUAAAUCCAAGCCAGCUUGUAUUAUCUGGAAGUUCCUUUUCUAUUAUUCUGUUACCAUAUCAAAGCCAAUACAGGCAAUUUUUUUUUAUAUUGCUAAAGCUUUACUGACCUUUUAAUAUGUGUAAUCAAAAUAACUAAAUUUAUCUGGGGAAAAUACUCUUCUAGAAGUGAGCCCCUUUUCUGCAUUGGGUGCCAAGUUAUUGUCCUAAUGUUUGGAUUUGAGUGAAGUGUGUUACACAGUGUAUUAUUUUCCCACUAGUGGGAAGUCACUCAUAGCUUGAAAACUGUAGCUCACCCGUUUCAUUCUAAAAUGGGCAAUUCCAUUCCUUUUGACAACUCUGUGUUUUUGUAUAUGUCUUGUAUUAAGUUCUGUCUCUUAAAAUAUUAAACAUUUACUUCGUUAAUACUAUGUGACAUUCUCGGUCACAUGAUACUGUUGCAAUUUGCAUAGUUUUCUAAAAGGCAAACAACAGGUGAUUUUGAGUCAGAGAUAUCCACUUUGUGUGUUUUCAUCCACCCACUCAUAAAGGAAAUAAUGAAAGAAAAAGUCUCACCGCAUUUCACAGUUACUUCAUCUGGCCUACAGUGAUGUUCAUUACAUGCCCCUACUGAACUGUUAUGUACCACUACAAGCCUUCUGAAUUGAUUUGUUAACAUGCAAAAUGUAGUUUAUUUGAAUAUAUAAUUUUUAAUUAAAUUAUUAACAGAUUGGUUUGCUAAUCUGAACCAUGCUUCUGUUUAGAAUGACAAAGUGUACACUGUAUCACUAUUAGUGAAUGUUAAGUUUACCCUGCUAACAUAUUUCCCACUUAAAAGAACACAUGGUAACAUUAGAGCCAUGGUAAAGUAGCACCCAUUCUCUUGAAGGGCCAUGGAGCUCCCAGCGGUGCAGGUUCAAGUCCAGCCUUCUGCCCCAAACCCAUCCCAUUUCCUAUCAGCCUAUGCUAUCCUCUUUAAGAAAAAUGUAAAACGUUUUAGCAGUUUUACAAUAAUUUAUUUCAAUUAAUGUUACAAUGAGUAGCAAAUUCCGAUGCUUGGGGUCCAUACUUUGUUUGAUUUUCUGUCAUCUCAGGCAUGCAUCCUACUAAUGCAAUAACUGUCUUCUUUCUUUUUCAUAAAAAAACUCAAUCCAUCCAUUCACAUCUCUCUCUCUCUCUCUCACCAUCCUACUUGUGCUUCUCUGAGCAAUUUGCAACUUUGUGUUACAGCACUUCUCUCAUUACUGCCUCCUUGGGAUAAAUCGUUUCUGUUGUAAGUCGCUUUGGAUGAAAUUGUCUGCUAAAUUAAUAAAUGUUAUGACAUGUAACAGAAAUGUAUCCUUUGUUCUUAGCACCCUAUAUCAACAGAUAAUUGUAACUGUUGCAACAUAUUUUGAAAAGCAGAAGAGAAUCAUGCUAUCAUAAAUCUUUACCAGUGACAGUUCCUCAAAAAUGUCCAAGCUGCAUGUAGUGAAUCCUUUUGAUUGGAACUGAAAAAAGUUUCUGCUUUCUGCUGGAUGCGAGCAGAACUGGAAACAAUAGACAUACACAUAAAUGCACUUAUAAUUUAUUAGUAUUAUCAAAGAAAUCUUUUUUUCUCUUUCUAUCUUUCUUUUAUUUUUUUGGGGAUGUUUCAUAAAAUUAAGGAUAAAUUAUUCAAAAUCAUUCACAUUUGGCAGUCUUAUAUUUUCAUAUGAAUAGCAUUCGAUAAUUACAUUGAUUUACAGUAAAUAGAAUUCUGUGUUGAAAUUAAAUAGUGGAAUAUUUUAUGGAACUCCCCUUUAAAGGAAUGAGUCAGCCACAGAUCUCAGGUGAAACCAGUCUGGCACUAGACACACCAACACAUUAGAGUAGAACAGCAGCAUUUCCUCACUUGUGUGGAAAACACAUUCAGGUUUGAUGUGAUGAAAAAUGUUGGAUUCAUUUAUUCAUUCACAAAAACAAACACACACACUCACAGUAUGUACAGUAUAAAUAGAAGGGAUUUUGUUACUCACUGACCUUUAGUACAUGAUAGUAGGAGGUUGUAUGUACUAUUUGUCAGUGUGGGUGGUACACAAUCCCACCACCAUAUCUGGUAAGUUGCAGUCUCCCCCCUUCUCAUACAGGAAAUGUGUCUGCGUGCUUUUGCUCUUGUGGGCUUCUCAGUUUGUACUCUGUAUAGACAUCCUACAAAUCAAAACCUAAAAAAAAUUGUCUCCUUAUGCCUGGUGGUCUUUUACAAUGUUUUGUAAAACCCUAUAUCAUACAAUAUUAUGCCACAAUACAUUUGUGAGGAAAAACCCCAUCUUAUCUGACUUUAAUGUUUGACUGUAAUUCAUUCCUGAAACACUUGUGGAGCAAGUGAUGUUUUCCAGUCUGUCAUAAUAUUAUUGAUACUCAGAGGAUGCUCUGCACCAGUAUCUUUCAUGUAGCCUGCCAUGUAAAUCUGAAUAAAGGUGUUUGAGAUUACUGACAAGAUGGAAUUUCUAAAGCAUUCUCAUAGCUUAAUAAUGAAGCAAUCCAUUGCAAAUUUGAAUCACUGAAUAAUUCAUAAAUCAUUUGUAAAGUUCAGCCUCAAAAUGUUUAAAAAAAAUCACUGCUUCAUAACACCUUGCUUUAGGAUCAGCCAUUGUACAGGUGUCAAACAAAGGGGGAAAAAAGAUUUCAUUAACUGUGUGGUUCACUACACAUUUUAAUAAAUACCCUGUCACAAUUAAUAAAAUAUAUAAUAAGUAUAUUAUAAAUUUCCUUUAUGGGGCAGAUGAAAGAGCUGUUAAAUUACUUUUGUAAAUGAGAAAACACAGAAAGUACUACAACAGUGUGUUUAUGCCACUUAAAAAAACAAGAAUCUAAAAUUAAAGAAUGAAAAUCAUAUACUUUACAAGAACAAGAUUGUAAUGUUUUGUAUAUAAUCACAUUAUAGGCCUCUUUUUUUAUAUAGUCAUAACAUUAUGAGAUUGAAGUCGUCAUUUUUUGAGAAUAAGUUAAUAAUUUUACGAGAAUUAAGGGUGUGUUCACACUAGUAGUUCGAUUCUCUUGGUCCUCUUGGUCCGGACCAAAAAAAGAAAAUGAUACAUUUAAUCCUGGUUCGCUUAGCAUUCACACUGGCAUUUUUAACACAGAACCUAAAGAUAUAAAACAAAAGGCAUCAGGAAAAAGUAAAAACCUGAUUGGACAGCUUUUAUUACGUAUUUUUGCAACGGAACUUGCCGAACAUCCAAAACAAUGCUGGCUGCUGGGCGAAAUGCGCUCGUUUAAAUGUCUAUAUGGUGGUAUUUUUACUUGCUGAGAACAAACGAAGAGCUAAUAAAAUGUGUAAAGGAGUCAAAACAGCGCCAGGAAUUCCUCCAUUGCACACACAAACAAAGAUAUGCUGCAAGGACAGCUGACGGUGGUUCCGACACCUGUACUGAACUGUAAUGGGCAACAUAGCUCCUACAGUGCAUCUGGAAAGUAUUCACAGCGCUUCACUUUU